Messenger RNA from Stegastes partitus (bicolor damselfish), 4216 nucleotides. It is a transcript of the gene hira, whose product is annotated as histone cell cycle regulator a. Gene Ontology annotation, molecular function: protein binding; nucleosome binding. Gene Ontology annotation, biological process: chromatin remodeling; regulation of DNA-templated transcription; DNA-templated transcription. Bases 140 to 3202 code for a protein of 1020 amino acids. NCBI's taxonomy places the organism in Eukaryota, Metazoa, Chordata, Actinopteri, Pomacentridae. The transcript has 25 exons. The record is from RefSeq and is a predicted model, not a curated record. Gene Ontology annotation, cellular component: HIR complex; chromatin; nucleus.
ACAAAAACGGCAAAGUGUCGGACAGAGUUUGAGACAAAGGGAGGGGGGCUUAGCGUCAGUUGUCCGGCUCCGCUCGCCGCUGGAUGGGUGUUCGUCGAGGUUAAGGUCGCAGGACGUGAAAUUAACCGCCCGGGUGAAGAUGAAGCUGCUGAAGCCGAGCUGGGUGAGCCACAACGGCAAACCCAUAUUUUCAGUCGACAUCCAUCCUGAUGGGACUAAAUUUGCGACCGGAGGCCAAGGGGAGGAUUCGGGGAAGGUGAUGAUCUGGAACAUGGCUCCGGUCCUCAGAGAGGAGGACGAGAAGAAUGAGAAUAUUCCCAAGAUGCUUUGCCAGAUGGACAAUCACCUAGCCUGCGUGAACUGUGUGCGAUGGUCCAACAACGGCUUGUAUCUGGCGUCGGGGGGCGACGACAAGCUGGUCAUGGUGUGGAAGAGAGCCGCAUUUAUCGGUCCGAGCACGGUGUUCGGGUCGAGCAGCAAGCUGGCCAACGUGGAGCAGUGGAGGUGUGUCACCAUCCUGAGGAACCACACCGGAGAUGUGAUGGACGUGGCGUGGUCUCCUCACGACGUCUGGCUCGCCUCCUGCAGCGUCGACAACACCAUCGUCAUCUGGAACGCUCGCAAGUUCCCAGAGAUGGUGACUUGCCUGCGAGGCCACACCGGGCUGGUGAAGGGCCUGACGUGGGAUCCGGUGGGGAAGUACAUCGCCUCGCAGGCCGACGACCACAGCCUGAAGGUGUGGAGGACGGUGGACUGGCAGAUGGAGGCCAACAUCACCAAACCCUUCAGCGAGUGCGGCGGCACGACACACGUCCUGCGUCUGUCCUGGUCUCCGGACGGUCAGUACUUGGUGUCGGCCCACGCCAUGAACAACUCGGGACCCACGGCCCAGAUCGUGGAGAGGGACGGCUGGAAGACCAACAUGGACUUCGUGGGCCACCGCAAAGCUGUCACCGUGGUGAAAUUCAACCCAAAGAUCUUCAAGAAGAAGCAGAAGAACGGCAGCUCUCCCAAACCCAGCUGCCCGUACUGCUGCUGCGCCGUCGGCAGCAAAGACCGCUCGCUCUCCGUCUGGCUGACCUCGCUGAAGCGCCCCCUGGUGGUCAUCCACGAUCUCUUCGAUAAGUCUAUUAUGGACAUUUCCUGGACUCUGACCGGUUUGGGGAUGUUGGUGUGUUCGAUGGACGGCACCGUCGCCUACCUGGACUUCUCCCUGGACGAGUUGGGAGACCCGCUGAGCGAAGAGGAGAAGAACAGCAUCCACCAGAACAUCUACGGGAAGAGCCUGGCCAUCACCAGCACCGAGGCUCAGCUCUCCACCACCAUCAUCGAGAACCCCGAGAUGCUCAAGUACCAGCAAGAGCGACAGAACUCGGCCCAGGCCAACGCCGGGCCGGGCAGCGCCGGGCCCGAGUCCUCGGCGCCCAAACUCAACAGCGUGAUAAACGGAGAGUCUCUGGAGGACAUCAGGAAGAACCUUCUGAAGAAGCAGGUGGAGACGAGGACGGCUGACGGCAGGAGACGGAUCACGCCGCUCUGCAUCGCUCAGCUGGACACUGGGGAUUUCUCGCCGGCUCUGUUCAACAGCGCUCCCAUCCUGCCGUCGGGCUCCUCCAUGUCCAGCCAGCUCACCAACCAGCUCAGCUCCGACUCCAGCCCAGGACAGGCCUCCUCUCUGGGACUGAGGCCGAGCCACGACGCCAUGCUCACCUCUCCUCCAGCCAACAGCGCCGCCAAGGGGCUGGAGGACAACAACGACGGUGUGAAGUCCAGUCUGCUGCUCACGUCUGCCUCCAAGAUCGAGCCGAUGAAAGCAUUGGACUCGAGGUUCACCGAGAGGUCGAAGGCCACGCCUGGGGUCACGGCCGCCAUCACCUCCACCGCCGGACUCACGCCUCUCGACAGCCGGCCGAAGGACGCCCUCUCCGCCCUGAAAGACGCCAAAACCAAAGAGGAGACCAGCAGUGACAGCGAGGACAAGAUGGCCGCCAUCAACAAGAACCUGGCGUUCGGGAAGAGGAAACCGGAGCUGCUGCUGGACGGAGGAGAGGUGGUGGAGAAGAGGAAGAAGGGACGGCCCAGGAAAGACAAGAUGGCCGCCACCAUCCCUCAACCCUUCCCUCAGAUAACUCCUCCAGCUGAGCGGGAACCCAGCAGGGUCUCGGCUCCUCCGGCUCCGGUCGCUGUUCUCAAGCUGCCGACACCGAGUACAAAGAAGGCCUUCAGUCUGCAGGUGAGCAUGGAGCCGUCGGUGUUCCUGGAGGUGGAGAACGAGGUGACGGUGGUGGCAGGGUCCAAGCUCAGCCAGCUGAGGUGCUCCAGAGACGGCCGGGACUGGAACACUCUGCUGCCCAGCUCGGUGGUCACGGCUGCAGGCAGCAGUGACGUUCUGGCCGUCGCCUGUGAGGACCGGAUGCUGUCGGUGUUUUCCUCGUGUGGGCGGCGCCUCCUCCCGUCCAUCCAGCUGUCCUCGCCGGUGUCGGCGCUGCACUGCUCGGCCCACUUCGUCAUGGUUCUGACGGCCGGAGCGACGCUUUCCGUCUGGGAUGUUCACAAGCAGAAGGCUCUGGUGAAGAACGAGUCCCUGCUGACCAUCUUAACCGGUGCCGACACCUCGGUGUCCCAGUCUCUGCUGACCCAGCAGGGAGUCCCGGUCGUGGGGCUGUCCAGCGGGAAGUCGUACUGCUUCAGCUCCUCCCUGGAGACGUGGACUCUGAUAGCGGAUAAAGGAGACUCUCUGGUGCAGUGUGCCGACUUCAGGAGCUGCCUGCCGACCCACGAUGCACCGGCGUCCUCGGGGCCGCUGGCCGUCAUGCAGGGACGCAACCUCAACGCCGGUCGGCUGGCCUCCCGCCUCUCCUCCACCCCUCACCACCUGCAGCAGAGCAUGACGUUGGCCUUCCUGGAGAACCAGCUGGCGUCGGCUCUGACGCUGCAGUCGGCCCAGGAGUACCGGCACUGGCUGCUCAUCUACGCCCGCUUCCUUGUCAACGAAGGUUCAGAGUAUCGUCUCAGAGAGCUGUGCAAAGAGCUGCUGGGUCCCGUCCACAAGUCGGCAGCGACGUCCUGGGAGCCCACGACUCUGGGCCUUCGUAAGCGGGAGCUGCUGCGGGAGGUUUUACCCGUCAUCGGCGAAAACCUGCGAUUCCAGAGACUGUUCACCGAGUACCAGGACCAGCUGGAGCUGCUGCGCAACAAAUAACACACACACAGACUCACACAGAGACACACAGACGGGCUCGGCUCGGCUCGGCCGACCUCUGGAAGCCCGACGCUGCUCUGACUUUGAAAACACGAACCGAGCGUUUGUGAGAACUUUAGCAGCAGCUUUUCCGGCCGUCGCUCACCGAGGAGACGUUUCUCUUUUCUGUCUUUUCAGUUUGAACUUUUGUCCACCUUUUUGUUUUCCCCCCUCCUUCUAUAUAAUUGUGCUUUUUCUGACCUAUGCACCUCCUCCUGCCCUCCGAAUCAUGAAAUGAAAACCUCGAAGGUCGCAGGUUUGAUUCUGUGCAGCGUCAGAGUCCGAAGUUCUCAGAGAUGAAAAUAUGAAUCAGUUGUAAAGGAGCAAUAUGUUGGUACCAAAGUGAUCCAGAGGAGGGUUUCUGAAGGCUGGAGGUGAUGUUUCCCGAAGCCAAAAUGAGGAAAAAAGUUGAUUAAACUGAGACAAACGCUCGAGUUCAGGAGGGAAUUCUGGGAAACGGAGUCACAAGGGAUGAAACGACGCUUCUGAAGCAGGAUGAAAAACACACGAGAAGCACAAUGGUUCGACAAAAUCAGCUGAAGCUGCUGCAGAACGGCCUGGUUUGCGGCUGUUUCUGCAGGAUUUCAUCUCCAGAAGUGGUGCGUUUAGCCAGGAACCACUGGAAAAAGUCGAAUAUGAGUCCUAGUGCCGACGAUUUGACCGCUCGGUUCCAGGGAAGCAGCCGAAAACAAGUGAACGCGAUGCCAGACGACAUGAAAAAAGUUUUUAAAAAUACAUCAAAGACGAUUCAUGAAGUGGUAACGCGGAAGUCCUGUGUAGAAAAUGAAACCAUCUCCGCCUCUAAAAUCGAAUGUUUUGACGUCGGUAUUGAAAAAAAAAAAUCUUUUCUUAAAUCAUGAAAUGUCCGACUGCAUCAUAUGUUCUGUUUUUCCAACGACAUGGCUAAAAGCUAAAAAACUGUAGGUCAACAAAUAAAGUCUCACAACUAACACAACUUUUUUUUUUCCAUUUUAA